Molecule: messenger RNA, 2759 nt
Organism: Oncorhynchus gorbuscha (pink salmon)
Lineage: Eukaryota; Metazoa; Chordata; Actinopteri; Salmoniformes; Salmonidae
Product: exocyst complex component 7-like
Exons: 18
Coding region: 115-2622 (835 amino acids)
Biological process (GO): exocytosis
Cellular component (GO): exocyst
Molecular function (GO): phosphatidylinositol-4,5-bisphosphate binding
Source: RefSeq, a predicted model, not a curated record
AUCUGAAAUCAAAGAACUUGAAUCCUCUUACAUAAGCUAGCCAACUGUUUGCUACCUGACUUGUGUCCAACUAAAGUUACUGUGUCACAGAUAUGAAUUAAAUCAGUGUUUGAUAUGGGCCGGAGCUCACUGGAACUGAGUACCACACCUCAAAUGUGCUACUACUUGAGUUCCUGCACUUCUUACAGAAUAUUAUUAGCUAAAAACGUAUUGGUGUCCAUUCUCUCGUCGUUGGAGGGCCGUUUGGAGCACCUGGAGAACUCGGUCAUUCCCAUGCACGACAGCACACAGAACCUACUGCAGCUGAAGGGGACAACGCAGAAGACGUUAUUCUACCUGGACGAUGCCAUCAGCCAUUACCAAGCCGUCCGAGACACAGACAAGGUCAUCAUACAGGGGCCUACAGGAAGACUUUCUGACUAUCUAGCCUGUGUUCACCGACUCAAGAAAGCAGAGCAGUACUUUCAACAGGAAGACCCGGACGGGCCUGAGCUGAAUAUGCUGAGAGGUCGUUUAGAGAGUGCCAAGUCACAGCUGGAGUCCGAGUUCCAAGUCCUGUUGGGGCGCUACAGCAAGCCAGUGCAGACAGUCAGAAUCCUGGAUGUCCUGGACAAAAAGUCACUGAAUGGGUCUGCAGGCGGAGUGGAGGAGGUACAACUCAUACCCCAAACUAGGCUUCAGGACAUCAUCUCCAUCUCCACCUGGCUGGUAGGUGAGGAUGCAGCUCUGACAGCUAAGAGGAGAGUCUCUGCCAGCAAAUUCAAAACACGGUCACUGGAAAGAAACCCAUCCCACCACUCUCUGGGAAAACUGGAGCCCAGCAGCUUUUUCACCAAUAAAUCCUACAGCUCCAAACUCAAAACACAGUCUCUAGGCAGAAAGCCAUCAAUAGAAAACAAGCCAUCAAUGGACUCUCUUGGAAAACUGAAAGCAAACAGCCUGUUCACCAAGAUGAUCGGCCUGAAGUCAUUUGGUAAUUUCAAAAUGCAGUCCCUGGACAGAAAGCCAUCACUAGACAAGAAUCCAUCACUAGACUCCCUCGGAAAACUGGAAUCCAGUAGCUCUUUCACCAAGGUAUCCACCACGAAGCCAUGCAGCAGACUGAAUAUUCCCGAUAUUAGACAACCAUCUUUGGAGUUCAUCCCAUUUCUGCCUAGAGACUCCACCUCCCAUACCUUCCCAUCUUGCAAACCCAAGCCCCCAGCUUCCACCUCCUACAUCCUGCCAUACUUCAGACCCAAACCCAGCUCAGCCUUUGACCUCAAGGCCCACUACGCCAUGGUGCGCUCCAAUCAGUUGGACUGCUCCAUGAAGGGUUUGAAGGACCACAAGAGUAGGAACCUCCUCUACCCGGUGUUGGAUUCUGCCGUCAAGAAGAACAAAAAAACAGGGCGGGACAGCAUAUUACACAUUGAGAUUGAGACCUACAUGGCCUGCAUCACAGCCUUCUUGUCCCUGGCCAAGAGUGAAUACACCAUGGUGUCCAAAGUCUUCCCUCUGAACUGCUCCAAUACCUUUGAAACUCUCAUCCAGGUGGCUCUGAACCAGCUGAUCCAGAAUGGGGAGAACAUCGUGUCCUCUGUCAGACGAGCCUGUUCACGUCACGACUACACAGCCCUUGUCGCCAUGUUACCUGUCCUGGGCCGUCUUCUGGAGGAGGACAAAGAGUUUAACACGUUACUAAAGUGCACAACAAGCGGGACCUUGGCCAAGUUUUCCAAACUCGUUACAUCUAUGAAGACCCUGGCAGCCAGAGCACUGUCAGACUUUUCUGCUCACGUCAAGAGCAACCCUGAUAGGGAGAGUAUGUCCAAGGAUGGAACGGUGCAUGAAUUCAACAGCAAUACAAUUCUAUUCCUGCAGCAGUUGCUGUCCUUUGCAGAUGCUGUUCGGUCCAUCCUUUAUCCUCAUGAUGUAGACAGUGACACAGUAACUAUGGAGGUGUCCAGUAGUGUUCAGGUGGACGUUCAACAUGACACUGAUGCAGAUGAAUCAGAAGAACAGCCAUCAGACAGUCAGGAGUCCAAGGGGAAUGACAAUCAGAGAGCACUGAGUCCUUAUGUCUGUAAAGUGCUGGAGCAUCUCCAGUACAACCUACAGAGUAAGGCCAAGGUGUACGAGGACCACGCUCUCGGGGCCAUCUUCCUCCUCAACAACUACAACUACAUCCUCAAGUCAAUGAAGAAGUCAUCUCUGUUUGAAGUGGUUAAAACCAGCGGCAGGGAUCCAGAGGUUGAGUACGGGGAACUGAUUGAGCAACAGAAGCAGGUGUACCAGCACAGUUGGUUGAAGGUGACCGAGUGCCUGACUGAAAAGAAUCUGCCCACCUUUAAGCCAGGUGACAAGUUGAAAGAAAAAGACUGUCAGGUGAUUAAAGACAAGUUCAAGAGCUUCAACGAGGGCCUGGAGGAACUGUGUAAGGCUCAGAAAGCGUGGGCCAUCCCAGACAGAGAGCAGCGCCAGGCCAUCUGUCAGGCCCAGAGAGAGAUGGUAUCCAAGGCCUACACAGCCUUUCUGCUGAGAUGUGACCAUGAGUUCUCCAAACACCCUGAGAGAUACCACAAAUACAGCCCAGCGCAGGUGGAGGAGAUGAUCGAGAGACUAUUUGAUAUCUCAGCCUGAGGUUGAGAACCUGCUUAGUUAGGAGAUAAUAUAAGGCCUUCACACUGCCUCUAUAGGAAAUAACACACUGUUGAUUUGUUUCCACACUACUAAUACUACAGCUUCAGUCCCCAUUACAUGUAUUCAUUAGAGUUCUA